Molecule: messenger RNA, 2598 nt
Organism: Trachymyrmex cornetzi
Lineage: Eukaryota; Metazoa; Arthropoda; Insecta; Hymenoptera; Formicidae
Product: RCC1 and BTB domain-containing protein 1-like
Exons: 11
Coding region: 190-1893 (567 amino acids)
Molecular function (GO): protein binding
Source: RefSeq, a predicted model, not a curated record
GCAAAAUAAUUACAGCAGCUAUUUUCUUGAUUCAACCGGAAAUUUGGUUAUUUACAGAAUAAUCAAAGUUAGCACUAUUUCACUGACAACUACAGACACUCAUAUCUGAAAGAUUAGCUUAAAACGGAAUAAAAAGAUACCAAGAAACUAAAUAAAACAUUCGUAAAGUAAGUGAUCCUGUGAAGCAAUAUGUGCUCGAAUCUACGUAACUGGCCGGUCUUCAGUUCACUGGAGCCAAAAUUUAUUUCCGAGAUUCACAUGGUUAUGGUAUUUGGUAAAUUGGGUAAAAGGGCCUUAAUUGUAACAAAAGAGAAGGAAGUAUAUGACCUGAAUGACAAUCUCCAAGCUUUGGAGAACAGAGAUAAUAGCUUUACUACGCUAUAUCGGAAAAAGAUUAAGGAUUUGUGUGGAAAAGAUAUAAAGACAUUUGCGUAUAGCAUGGGAUCUCACAUGUUGGCACUCACGAAUGAAGGAGAGGUAUAUUCGUGUGACAACGUUUAUGGUCAAUGGAAGAAUGGAACAUUUAAUAUGGAUCUUACAUUUACUUUAAUAAACAUCCCUGUUAUUCAAGACAGUCAGAACAUGAAGCGCGUCGUGGACAUCGCAUGCGGCAAUAAACAUUUCAGCAUUCUAACUGAGAUUGGCGAAGUGUAUGCCUGGAAAUCAAAUAAUAGUGGACUAGAAGGUAACAGUACCUAUGGACUUUCUAUAACACCUAAGCUUAUUUUGUCUAACGUUGGUUGUAUCUCCUGCGGCUAUAACUUCGCCAUGACUGUCACCAGAAAUGGCAAAGUAUAUGGUUGGGGCAGUAACGACGUUGGCCAACUAGGGAUAGGAGGCAAGUAUGAAAGUAAAAAUAGACGGCAGCAGACUAAAUAUAUUGUGCACAGAGAAGACUUUUUCGAUCGCCAAAUGGUGACAUUUGAUGAGGAGGCUAGCAAUUUCGAGAAUAAAAAUAUGACACCACAGUUGGUUGGUAUACCGGAAGGCCUUGUAGACAAAGUAACUUGCGGAUUAAAUCACACACUAGUGCUCACAGACAAAGGGGCCAUUUAUGCCUGGGGCGGAAACAAAUUCAGCCAAUUGGGGACCGGCCAGAUGGACCAAUUCUGUAGUAUACCAGUCAUGGUCAGUCAAAUGGAAAAAAUGAGAUGGGUCGACAUUGCGGCUCUGAACAACACUAGCGUUGCUGUCACUGAAGCAGGACGUGUCUAUGUUUGGGGUGAUUGCCGCGGUGAGUGCAUCUCGACCCCAAUCGCCACUUCAUCCUCCAAUGUGCACGACGCCUUUGGGCAAUGCGGGCCGAGCAUUAUGCACAAACCGUUGAUUUUGAACGAAAAGCUGGACAUAUUGGGAUGCUUAGGAAUUGCAUUCGACGAUUAUUUGACAAGCGAUCUCAAAAUACAAGUGGAGGGCAAAUGUAUCUAUGUGCAUAAGAUUAUCUUGACAAUUUGCUCUUUACACCUCAGAACAAUGUUUGAGGGUGAUUGGGCAGAAAACAAUCAAAGUGUCAUUGAGAUUAAUAAAGUUUCCCAUGACGUCUACAAAGCAUACCUGAAAUAUUUAUACACCAAUACAGUAGAUUUAUGCCUUAUAAAUACCUUUGAGAAGAUAUCAGAACUUUUUGAUUUGGCCAAUGGUUAUUGUGAGGACAAUCUCAAGAAGCAGUGUAUUCAUAGAAUAAAGCUAGGAAUUACUGUAUCAAAUGUCGCCUACUUUUAUAGCUUUGCAGUGAAGUAUAAUACAGAGGAGCUGAGAGAAUUCUGCGUCCGAUUCGCCAGUAUUCAUAUGAUGGCUGUGGUGGAAACAGAAAAUUUCGCCAAGCUUGAGGACGAGAAUUUGAUGAAUAGAUUUAUAAAUGAAGCGGGCAAAGCUGGCUGCUUCAAGAAUUAAUUCCGUCUGUUUUCCUCAACAAGAUAAUGCAACUCAACGACAAAUGGAUGGAAAUCAUGUUUGUUGCUACAUAAAAACUCGCCAUAUAUUUUAUAGUUGUAUAUUCUGAUGAAAUAUUCGGACAAUUCUUUUUCUCAAUGAGUCAGUUGUGUAUUACUAUUAGGUGUGCAUUCAGGAAUUACGCCCAGAAAACUCUAGUUCACUUUUGCUAUAAUUUACGUAAAGUAAAUUAUAGCCUACAGUUAUCUAAGAGUAUUUCCUGAUUGUAUCCUAAUAUUUUGUGUAAGCGAUAAAUACACCUGAUUGCGUUCAGUCGUUCAAACUAUCUUACGCGUUCUAAUAAAUAAUUCAUGCGCGCGCGAGAGAUUCUUCUGUCAAUUUCGGAGAGUGUGAGAGAUAUUGUGAUCUUGCAAUGGUAACUGAGAUUAGCUUAGAAUUUGCGAAAACAAAGGGAAACAAAAUGUAAACUCGCUGAAAGAAAUCAAUCUUAUGCCUGCAACAGUGCUGUUAUCUGCAUAACGAACUUAUUAACGACGUGCCAAGUGUGUGAAUGGUUGCGAGAAUGUUUACAAAUUUUUGCUAUUUAAAAAAAAAUCAUUUUUAUGAUAUAGCAUAUUAGUGUUUACCAUGAUUAGCGAUCACACUAACUUCUCGCCGAUUUUGUUUAUCAGUUUGCGAGCUUUAUAAAAUAUUGAUAAGCAUGUA